Molecule: messenger RNA, 2658 nt
Organism: Paramecium sonneborni
Lineage: Eukaryota; Ciliophora; Oligohymenophorea; Peniculida; Parameciidae
Source: the annotation of a GenBank genome assembly
AUGUUUUAAGACUAAUUCAUAAGCUCAAAUAUUCCUUCCAAAUAAGUAAACGAGUUGGAUGAAGAAAAAUUUGACCAUCAAGAUAAAAUCAAAAAUGAAGAUAUCUCUAAUUAAACUUAAGUAAUUCGUUUGAAAAGAAACUAAUAAUAGAAGAAAGCUUUAAAUUUGGGUGAAGUUUCUUAGGAUUAGAUAAAUAGUUCAUAGAAUCAUUUGAAUGAAAAAAAUUAUAUGAAUUAACUUAAGUAAUAUGAAGAAAUUAAUAAUCAAUAAAAAUAAGAAUAAUACUAAUAAAAAUAAUAAUAACAAUAAUAAUAACAAUAUUAAAGAUAUGAAACCUCUUACUAACCAUUUUUAAAUUAUUAAUAGCAAUAUUCAUAACAAUAAAAUACCUAUAACUAUUAACAAUUUUCUAAUUAUGAAUAAUAAUAAUCAUUAUAGGAACAAUAGGAUUUUAUAAAGUUGCAAUAACUUUUAAAAACACCCGAAAUCCUUAAAGGCUCAUCAGUUAAGAAGAAGAUCAAAAAAAAUACUUCUAAUUCCAAAAUUAUUUCUAAACAGAAAGAAAAGAAAAAUAAAAGUCUUUUAGAUUAUUAAUUCAAGAUUUAAACAAAUAAAAAUUAAAAAAAUUAAAUUCAAUCAAAUAUAUAAUAAGAUCAUGGCUAAGAAUUACCUCAAAAAUAAUAAGAAUAAAAUAUUACUAAUGAUAAAUAAAAAUUUGAUACAAAAAUUAAAGUAAGCGAUAAGCCUUAAAUAAUAAAACCAUCAGGUUCUAUUUAUGGCAUAAUAGGAAUUAAUGAUGAUAGAAUCCUGUAUCAUACAAAAUAAUCAAUAGGAAUCUUAGAGGAUCCUUUUAAGAAGGGGUUUUAAAGAAGUGAAUAAGGAUGUUAAUCUCCAAUUGUUGGAUUUUAGGUAAAUAAAGCAGGUUAAGUAAUUUUAUAAACAGAAACUCAUGUUAUUCUUUAUAGUAAGGAUUUACAAUUACUAGAUUAAUUUAAAGAAAAAAUAGAGAAAAAUCUCUUAACUUAUUCUUAAGAAGGUAAAUAUAUCAAUUAAUAAUUAGUUUAUUAAUCUGAUUUCUUAAUAUAUUUUAGUAAUAAAGAAAAUAAGUUGAUAAAGGUAGAAAUAUUAAAUUCUAGUCAUAAAUUUGGUAAAUCGUUAAUCCUAUUUAAAANCAUUUGAAUGAAAAAAAUUAUAUGAAUUAACUUAAGUAAUAUGAAGAAAUUAAUAAUCAAUAAAAAUAAGAAUAAUACUAAUAAAAAUAAUAAUAACAAUAAUAAUAACAAUAUUAAAGAUAUGAAACCUCUUACUAACCAUUUUUAAAUUAUUAAUAGCAAUAUUCAUAACAAUAAAAUACCUAUAACUAUUAACAAUUUUCUAAUUAUGAAUAAUAAUAAUCAUUAUAGGAACAAUAGGAUUUUAUAAAGUUGCAAUAACUUUUAAAAACACCCGAAAUCCUUAAAGGCUCAUCAGUUAAGAAGAAGAUCAAAAAAAAUACUUCUAAUUCCAAAAUUAUUUCUAAACAGAAAGAAAAGAAAAAUAAAAGUCUUUUAGAUUAUUAAUUCAAGAUUUAAACAAAUAAAAAUUAAAAAAAUUAAAUUCAAUCAAAUAUAUAAUAAGAUCAUGGCUAAGAAUUACCUCAAAAAUAAUAAGAAUAAAAUAUUACUAAUGAUAAAUAAAAAUUUGAUACAAAAAUUAAAGUAAGCGAUAAGCCUUAAAUAAUAAAACCAUCAGGUUCUAUUUAUGGCAUAAUAGGAAUUAAUGAUGAUAGAAUCCUGUAUCAUACAAAAUAAUCAAUAGGAAUCUUAGAGGAUCCUUUUAAGAAGGGGUUUUAAAGAAGUGAAUAAGGAUGUUAAUCUCCAAUUGUUGGAUUUUAGGUAAAUAAAGCAGGUUAAGUAAUUUUAUAAACAGAAACUCAUGUUAUUCUUUAUAGUAAGGAUUUACAAUUACUAGAUUAAUUUAAAGAAAAAAUAGAGAAAAAUCUCUUAACUUAUUCUUAAGAAGGUAAAUAUAUCAAUUAAUAAUUAGUUUAUUAAUCUGAUUUCUUAAUAUAUUUUAGUAAUAAAGAAAAUAAGUUGAUAAAGGUAGAAAUAUUAAAUUCUAGUCAUAAAUUUGGUAAAUCGUUAAUCCUAUUUGAAAUUAUUAAACCAAUUUCAAUCAAAAUCAUAUAGGAUAUAAAUCUAUUUCUUGGAUAUUCAAAUGGACACAUUAUAUAAUAUUCCUUAAAAUCAAAUCAAAUAAUAAAUGAUUAUCAAAUAAAACAAGAAAACCCAAAUCAGAUGAUAUUUUCUUCAAUUAUUUUUAGAAAAUAAUUUUGUUUAGGAAUAAUAUAGAACAGAAUUUUAAAAUUAAACUAUUUAAGUAAAUAAACAGAAAAUUUCUUAAAUGCUACAUAAAAUAUUAGUAAGUGUUCUUAUUAUUAUAAUUCACAAGAGAACCAAUAUAUAAUUCAUGCUCUUUUAGAAAAUAAUGUAAUAUUAAUUAUAAAAUUAGAAAAUCUAUAAAUCGAUCAGGAUAAACGGAAAUUAAAUUUUAGGAAAGGAACGCCGAUUAAAAGAAUUAGUAACUAGUAUUACUUUUUCAAAUAGAACUAUGAAGUUUAUAUAUGGUUGCCAAAAUGGAAGCAUUCCUUUAUAUUAAAUAAAAAUAAAAAAAACAUGA